Molecule: messenger RNA, 1406 nt
Organism: Mustela erminea (ermine)
Lineage: Eukaryota; Metazoa; Chordata; Mammalia; Carnivora; Mustelidae
Gene: AMN1
Product: antagonist of mitotic exit network 1 homolog
Exons: 10
Coding region: 509-1285 (258 amino acids)
Biological process (GO): SCF-dependent proteasomal ubiquitin-dependent protein catabolic process
Cellular component (GO): SCF ubiquitin ligase complex
Molecular function (GO): protein binding
Source: RefSeq, a predicted model, not a curated record
AGUCAUCUGAGGUGAGGGAUAGAGAACAUGCAUAGAGAUUAUGGAGACAGGAAACUUCCCAAGCUGUACUCAGACUUCACCCACUCAGAAGACUGGAACCCAGACCAGCAACACAUGAACAAGUGCUUUACGAGAUAUGUGCUGCUAUGAAUCAAGGUCUGGAGAGGCUGUCCAUUUUUUUCCUCUGUUCAAGGAGAGGAGUCUCCUCUGAAAUCAAAACUCACCUAACUAAAAAGAAACGACAUUUUACUUCAUGGAACAAAUAUCAUGUAGAAAGCAUUAGCUAUUAGCCUUUCUCAAGUUGCACUCAAGACUUAAAGACCAUCUGAGCUCUUGUCAAGAAAAUAAAAAUUUAAGUCCCGAGCGUGGCAGCGUCCCGGUCACCGGAAGAAGCCGUGUGACGUCACGAGGGCCUACGCGUCGCGCGGGGGGCAGGAGUUGACGGACGGUCUCUGGCUACGUUUGGGCGGCCCUGGGACCACGGAAGAGGCUCUCUUGGGCGGCCGCGAUGCCUAGCUCGCGGCGGGUCAGUCAGCUUCUGGAUCUAUGCCUGUGGUGCUUCAUGAAGAACAUUUCCAGAUAUAUCACAGACAUUAAGCCUCUGCCUCCAAACAUAAAAGAUAGACUGAUUAAAAUAAUGAGUAUCCAGGGGCAGAUAACAGAUUCAAAUAUAAGUGAGAUUUUACACCCUGAAGUCCAAACUCUAGAUUUGCGAAGCUGUGAUAUUUCAGAUACUGCUCUCCUGCACCUGUGUAACUGCAGAAAACUAAAGAAAUUAAAUUUAAGUUCCUCAAAAGAAAACAGGAUUUCCAUAACUUCAAAAGGAAUAAAAGCUGUGGCUUCCUCUUGUUCAUACCUGCAUGAGGCUUCUUUGAAAAGAUGCUGCAAUCUCACUGAUGAAGGAGUCCUUGCUCUUGCACUCAACUGCCGGCUGCUAAAGAUCAUUGAUUUAGGUGGCUGUUUAGGUAUUACUGAUGUGUCCUUACAUGCAUUAGGAGAAAACUGCCCGUUUUUGCAGUGUGUUGAUUUUUCAGCUACUCAGGUAUCUGACGAUGGUGUGAUUGCGCUUGUUAACGGAUCUUGUGCCAAGAAAUUAGAGGAGAUUCAUAUGGGACACUGUGUGAAUCUGACUGAUGAGGCUGUAGAAGCUGUCCUCACUUGCUGUCCUCAGAUACGUAUAUUACUCUUCCACGGAUGCCCCCUAAUAACAGAUCAUUCACGAGAAGUCCUGGAGCAAUUAGUAGGCCCAAACAAACUAAAGCAAGUGACAUGGACUGUUUACUGAUGCCUAUUGAAGCUUUUCAAAGCAAGGAUCUUUAUACUACAUUCCCAGGAAACAAUGGUCUUAGAGAUUGGCUUUCAGAUAAUGUGCUUUUUGCUUUGAAGUUAACAGACCCUUAAACAUU